UCAUGUUGAUCAGGCAGGUUGCGGAUCAACCACCCACGUACACUGUCAAAAAAAAAAUCAUCACCAGCUAUCAUGAAGUUCACACUUCCUGCUGCCCUCGUGUUCGUUACUUCGGCACUCGCGACGUGCUCAUAUUCAGAAACGAGCUCACCCUUCAGCAUUUUGUUAAGCUCACAACCGAAUUGCGAUGGCUCAACAUUCGAGACGGAUCAGGGAUAUAGUGAGCCAUGCGCGUGCACGCCAGUCCCUUCAGAGUUGGUUGGCAAUGUCAGCUCGAUAGUCACCCAGACAAGCAGCACAGGUCAAGUGCUCUUGUUCUUGGACGUGCACUGUUCGGGCCCACCCAAUUCGACGCACUCUGGACAGUGGAUGGAUUCAGACGUGACAGGGCCAUUGAAAUACCUUCAAGCCUUCAGUUUCUGUGGAGGAGCCAGCACCCCUCAGUAAUCAUAGGUAGUCCUGCAGGACUCCGCUAAACCUUUACAUGUCUUGUAGGUUUUCAAGGAUGUUGAAUUAGAUUUAGUGAUACAUGCGUGAAAGCUACUGUGUCUGGGCACCGUAACCCCUGAUGCUUUCUGCGAAUGACCAUGCAGUCUCGAGCUGCAUCGAAUCACUGAUAGACACUCCUGCGCUAGAGAUGGUGGCAAUUUGGAACUGAAAAGAAGUCAGUUGACAAUGUGAUAACAACAUCAUUUUUGAA
Molecule: messenger RNA, 700 nt
Organism: Suillus paluster
Lineage: Eukaryota; Fungi; Basidiomycota; Agaricomycetes; Boletales; Suillaceae
Exons: 3
Coding region: 73-447 (124 amino acids)
Source: RefSeq, a predicted model, not a curated record